Molecule: messenger RNA, 1595 nt
Organism: Oncorhynchus mykiss (rainbow trout)
Lineage: Eukaryota; Metazoa; Chordata; Actinopteri; Salmoniformes; Salmonidae
Source: RefSeq, a predicted model, not a curated record
AUGAAGUCUAAGCUGAUUGGGGACGUGUUCAGAAGCUACAACAAGAGUAUUUGUCCAGCAGCGCACCCCACAGACAAGGUGGAGGUCAAGCUGAUUCUGACCAACCUCAUCUCCCUGUUUCUCAAAAUCAAUAUGUACGACUCCAACACCAUAAAGUUUGCCGAGGACAUGGCGGUGGUAGGGCUGAUCGAGAACGGUGAGUGGGCCAUAAAGCACAGGCCAGCCAGGAAGCUGAUCAACUCACGCUACACUCCUGAUGACCUGGAGUACAAGGAAAUCUCCUUCAACCUGGUCAUCCAGAGAGAACCUCUAUUCUACAUCAUCAACAUCAUCCUGCCCUGCUCACUCAUCUCCUCCCUGGUCGUCCUGGCCUACCUCCUACCUGCACAGGAUGGGGGGCAGAAGUUGACUGUGUCCAUCUCUGUCCUGCUGGCUCAGACUGUCUUCCUAUUUCUUAUUGCUCAGAAGGUCCCUGAGACAUCUCUCAAUGUCCCAAACAUUAGCAAGUACCUGAUCUUUGUCAUGUCUGUGACCACACUCAUCGCCACCAACCAAAUCGUGGUGCUCAACAUCUCCCUCCGCAGUCCCAAUACACACACCAUGUCCCACACACCAUGUCCCACACAGCACCUCUUCCUGGAGCUUGUUCCUCAAUUCCUGGGCAUGGCCCCUCUGGUGGAUAAUGCAGAGGCGGGAGUGAGGGAGCGACGGCGUAGCUCGUUCUUCGGCCUGAUGUGGAGAGCGGAGGAGUAUGUGCUGAAACAACCACGCAGCGAGAUGAUGAUUGACAAACAGAGAGAGGCAUGGCCUCACGAUCAUUUGUGGAUGGCAUUAUGAGCACCACAGCCAGCCUGUACAAGAGCCUCGCCCAAGCUGCUCCUGAGAUCAAGGAAUAUGUGGAUGCCUGUAACUUUAUCGCUGAGAGCACAAAGCAAGCAAAUGACAUUGGGUCAGUAAGUAUUGCUUUUAUUCUGGGGAUGUAGGUCAGGUUUUGGGUCAGUUUCAUUUCAAUUCAUUCUGCUCAGGCCCAUAUUCACAAAGUGUGCUGAUCUAGGAUCAUGCUCUUUUUGAUAAAAUACAUUUAUUAUGAUUUUAAAAGGCCUACACUGAGACACUUUGAAUACAGGCCCAUGAUGAGCUGAGGGUUAAGAAAUCCUGAUAGAACAGUGUGGGUUAUUGUCUCCCCACUUCUGGCUCACCGUUAACUGUCCCAUAGGAAAUGGAGAGUUGGGUAUUGAUUGGGAAGAUGGUUGACAAGGUGUGUUUCUGGGUGGCCAUGGCCCUCUUCUCCAUCAGAACUGUCGCCAUAUUCCUCACGGGACAUUUUAACUCCGUCCCAGAGUUUCCAUUUCCUGGGGAAAACAAACGGUACCUCCCCAGUUAGGAGGACAAGGCAAUGCCCCUUCUCUUAACUUGGUCACAGAAUAUAUGAAUCAUCAUCAUUGUCUUCAUAUCAUUGAGACUUAAGUUGUCUUGCUCAUUUCUUCACUUACAGUGCAUUCGGAAAGUAUUCAGACCCCUUGACUUUUUCCAUAUUUUGUUAUAUUACAGCCUUAUUCUAAAACGUCUUAUAGAUCCCCCCCCCCCCCCCCCCC